AUGGACGGUUAUGCGGUCGUGUCGUCUGAUGGAGCUGGGGAGUUCAACAUCGUCGGGAGUUCACGAGCAGGUGCAAGUGAAGGAGUUUCUGUAUCUGCCGGGAGCGUGUGCUACAUCACCACCGGGGCUCCUCUACCUGCGGGAGCGGAUGCGGUAGUCAUGGUGGAGGAGACACUACCUGGUUCCUCCGAGGGGAGGGUGAAGAUCAGCAAGGCAGCGAAGCCCCGGCAGAAUGUGCGGGAAGUUGGAUCGGACAUGGCGACAGGGGAGAGAGUGCUGGCAGCUGCAGCGAAAGUUUUCUCAAGACCGAAAGUUGCCAUCAUGUCAACAGGGGAUGAACUUGCAGAUGUGACGGCAUCAUCCCCUUUAACACCGGGAAUCAUUCGAGACUCUAACAGAAAUAUGCUGCUUGCUGCCUGUGAAAAGCUCGGAGCUGAGGUGAUUGAUAUGGGAAUCGUUAAUGACAACUCCCAAGCUCUUGAACAAGCUCUUGAUAAGUAA
Molecule: messenger RNA, 501 nt
Organism: Guillardia theta CCMP2712
Lineage: Eukaryota; Cryptophyceae; Pyrenomonadales; Geminigeraceae
Exons: 5
Coding region: 1-501 (166 amino acids)
Biological process (GO): Mo-molybdopterin cofactor biosynthetic process; molybdenum incorporation into molybdenum-molybdopterin complex
Cellular component (GO): cytosol; cytoplasm
Molecular function (GO): molybdopterin molybdotransferase activity
Source: RefSeq, a predicted model, not a curated record